ACCAGAAAGUCUCUCCAAGGCCUUGACUAUUUUGCAGCAGACGGGGCGCGUGCGUUCGAUGAACUAGAAGGCUUGGUUCUUCAAUUGGGGGAGCUUGGUCUUGGAAAGGAGUGGCAAGUGCGAUACGUGAAAUCAUUAAAGGUGGCCAAAUUCUACCUGAAGGGUGAUUUCAAGGUAAGCAACCGAAAGUGUCAAGAGUUCCAAGAAAAUUGGAUUAUGUUUUUCAAGCAGGGUGAUCUUAUUUCGCAAAUGGAUGGAAGUAUAGCACCGUUCCAAUGACAGGUCCACCCUGACUGGGAAAUAUACGUCGGUUUUUGCUCUUGGUAUUCGUUUUUUAUCAGUAUAAAUUAUGCUUUGUAAUAGAUUUUAUCUUCUCAGAUUAUUGAGGUUAUUCGAUUUAGAUAACAUGAAGCAUACAUAUUGCAUAUAUUUUUUGUCGUUAAUGUUGCAGUAACAUGGUAAUCCAUGCUUUGUGUCAAGCUGUGUUUCCUAUUUUCACUCAGGUUCACGUGAUCUCUUCUUCUCCCGUUGCAAGUCAUUGCAGUGUAUUUGCUCUGAGUGACACCGAAGAUUCUGACCUGCGGCAGCAAUGCAAACACAACCAUGACGAGCUCUGUGAAAGCUCUGUUCUCUGUGAAAGCUUGCAUUCGACCCUGAACGACAUAUCUACUGCGGUUGAUGAAGCAUCUUUUACCACAGAAGAAGACAAAGACGAAGCUUUGUUUCUCGUUAGCUCUGCUACGCUUGCCAUCCAGUCAUGGAAGUACACUGUAAAAUUAAAAGAGCUGAUUUGGCCCCAAAAAUGGGGCCAAAACGAGUGAGUCCAGUUUGGCACUCGCUUAGGGUCAAUUCAGCCCCAUCGAAAUGGGGCUGUUUUUGGCACCAAUUUUGGGGCUGAAUUGACCCCGUUGUAGGGGCCAAAUUGGACCAUGUGAAGGGUGAAUUUGAAAAAUACAGGGGCCACUUUGAAAUUUAUAGGGGCCAAAACAGCCCCCGAAAUUUCAGCCCUCUCACAAAUGGCCCCUUUAAAAAGAGCCAAUUCAGCUCCAAUGUGGGCCACUUCAGAAGUAGAGGGCUCUUUCCUCUCCAUGCUGAUUUCCCCCCUUUCAUUCAAAUAAUGAAAAUACACCACAUACUUUAUCUUUCAAACACUCAUUUAUUAGCUGCUAGAUAUUGUUUAUGUAAAAACCUUUUAUGCUACCUGAUUUUACAGUUAUUAAGAAUCUUAAUUGUGGUAUAAAACAGACAAUCUUUGAAACAUCAUGUGAAAGAAUAUAACAUACAUACAUAUUUAACAUUAAUUCAACCAUUUUCUAAAAUAGAUCUCUUCCCUAAAUCAGUAUACUUCUUAAUAGUGCAAGCAUUGCAAGAAAUUACACCCAAGAGACACUUGUGAGUAAAGCUUCCCUUUUCAAUGACUUAGCAAAUGUGGUAAUGUAAAGCAGCUUAUAAUUAAGACUGAUUUAAAGUACAGAAAAUUAUCAAAAUAAGACAGAGGCAACAAAUGGUCCAGUUCCUGCACAAGAAUAUAGACCUUGUUUGAUUUGUGCAUAUGAAAAACAAAGAGCCUUAGAGCAGCAAAGAGUAUUCUUCCAGUGGAUGUGAGAAUACAUGCACUCAUAUUACUACUCUAGAUAUUAUCAAAAUAUAAACUAUCAGCAAGUACUACCGCAGGCAUUUGCCAAGUCAUUGAAAAUAGAGGAAACAGUGACAAGAGUCUGCCCGUGCCCAAUUUCAAGCAAUGCUUGCUCUAAAAAAAGUCAAAAUUGCCUUUGACCGAUUGUAAGAAAAUAUAAAUAAGCCAAGUAACCCAAUGAGAGCAUCAAGAAUCUUUUCUUAUGAGAAGUGACAAAUUACACUUCCCUCUGUUACUAUAUUCAGGUGAUUGAUGUAUUGAAGAUCUCCAACAAUUAAAAUUUGUGCUGGACAUAAUCUCUGAUUGCUGAAUCAACAUCAGCUACUCUAUGCAAUAAAAACAAGUUUUACAACCACAUUAAAAUCAAGCCAAAGUGCAAAAAGUGCCUGUAGCCAGAAAAAAAAAAUAUAUAUAUACACACUUAAGUUAAAGAAUUAAAGAGGACGCAUCAAUUCUCUGUGACUGAGUUUUGUGCCUAAGUGCUUAUCAGACAGAAAAGUUCUGUCUGACAAGCGCUUAGGUGCGAAAUUCAGAGUCACAGAGAAUUGAUGUGUCCUCCUUAAUUCUUUAACUUAUGUAUACUUAGCUCUACUACCACAGCAUUGAGCACUUUAUGCCAAGGUAGACUCUACCCCCACAUUUACAUAUAUAUAUGUUGUUUUUCUAAAACUAUAAGCUAAAACACCAGAAAUGGAAGUGGAAGUUUAGCUCAAUGUGUGUAAUUUGUCUCCCAUUCAAGACUUGAAAAACUAAUGUAUGACUCCCAAAAUAUCUGAAAAAAAUCAGCUAUUCUAUGUCCAAUAUUUAUCUAAUGGUUUGACAACAGGAAUAUUUUAAAAAAUUGCAAAAUCAAAAAAACUAAACAUAAAGGCAAAAUUAAUACAACCCCAAAGUACUUGAACCUUUGUAUCUGGACUUCAUUGGCAAAUGGGCUCAGAAAUUUUAGCUGUUCAUCUUAGUACCAAAGUAGCAGUUUUUUGGACUUGUACCUCCAAAAUGGUCACAACUUCAUUAAAUGCAUGUGAUGACAAACACACAAGAACAAAGGUCAUGAACUUAAAAGGUGAGAGUGAUUAUUUUGCAACUUUUUAUUUUAAGGCAAGAGAUUCAGCACCACAAAAUUGUCUCUCUUCACUGCAAGCAGAAGAGGUGAAGCAAUAGAUUUUUAGACCAUACCAAUCCAUUCAGUUUCCAAGUCAACUUAGUCUAGUAUCCUGCUAACCAUACAAGGAUACUCUGCAAUAAUUUUUUUUUGCAAUCCACUGUUGCUCAGAGUACUGCUGAUGAGAUAUCCCUUCUGGGUAUCCAACUCUACUGAGGCAGAGAACUGUACAAAAAAACAAACAAAUGAGCAAAUUAAUUUGUUGUUGGAGAACAGUAAAUUUUUGCAACUACAAAGUUGCAAAAUGUUUGUAAGCAAACUGUGCAUAAGAAGUAAAAACACAAUAAUGGUGAUCAUCAAUGAUGUAUUUUCACCAAACUGUAUAUGUACUUAUCAAGAAAAGAAAUCAUACGUCUAUGCACUUCAGUUCUAGCACAGUAUUCAUGAAUUAAUAAGGAUUGCGUGUGGACUUAAAAAACAAAACAGAGAAAAGUUUCUUACCCUCGAUGGUAGUUGGAAUUUUGAAAGCCAUCCAGGAGGAAUCUAUAUAGGUAAAUAUUUAUUUUAAAAAAAUUAAACUGUCUGAUUACAUCCUAUCAAUUCACUAAUUUUUGAGUUUACCAGAUUUAUACAUUGGUUUUACUUUGUUUAGUGUAUAGUGCAAGUAAAUACAUAUAAAGUGUAUUUCAAUAAAAAUAUAGUAAAUCUCACCAUUUUUGUAGGUGCAAUCCCCGAGAUUUGUCAUCUUUAACUGACCAACUGGCACCUUGUGUGUUUUCCUUUAGGAUAUAAUCGAAAGAAAGUAAUCGAUAAUGUACUCUUCGCCAUCCUGCUAAGUUUAAUAUACAAGAACUUACUUAGACAGUGCUCAGUUCUGUCGCCUCGUCCGUAAAACAGAGAUCCUUGAGCGAUUUAUAAUAUUGAUUUACCCAUUUCUUUCGGUGCCAAUGUCACCUCUAAAUUUUCAUAAUCGCUGAUGUUUUCUGAAUCACCAAUCGACGUUUGAACCGUCUUACUCGAAGGACUUGAUUCUGCACGCUGAAAGAGUGAGAGCCAAAAAAUCAGCUUAAGUGGAUGCAAACAAAGACAUAGACAUAAAAAUAUCAGUUCAUCUUUUCAAGAAAAAGAUUAAGAAUUCAGAGUGAGAGAUCCUAAAAUCAGAGAAUCUUGAAUUAAGUUAAAUCCAUCUUGUGCAAAUGCAGUAUUCGAACUGUAACCGUCUCUAUCUCUCGGCGCCAAAAUUUGAUCACGUGACUUUAAUUGCGAAACCGCUGAGACUCAACAAGACUCGGGAGAAGAGGCGAACCAUUCAUGCGUCAAAUUCUCUGGUGGGAAAAUUAAUUAUCGUACCGACGAAGAACUCGUGUCAUCUCUAGGUUCAGCGUUCAUUGCAAUCAAUUUCUUGAGCUUUAGACGCUCUUUUAUAAUAGGGAUGUAGUGCCUUGGUACGUCUGCAUCUUGGGCGAUGGCAAGGAGAUCUUGGCCAUCGCAACCGUCUUUUUCUGCAAGAUAAGAUACGAACAAAGAUCAAUGGAGCGGUCAAGUUUGUGAAUGUAAAGUUGCAGUAAAAUACGUUGUUAAGAAAUUUCUUUUGCCUACCUUUCCUUUCUUAAGUCUCAUUCCAUGCGACUGUAGCCAAGAAACAGCCUCUUCAGUGACGAAUUCGCUGCUAUAAUUCAUUAUUGUUUCCGACGCACGUGGUCUAGGUUCGACUAAUGCCAUCACAGCCAGCUCACGCUCACGUCUCGAGAAAAAGCCAACGAUUAAUUCGUUUUGUGACUCGGUGUUCAGUUACGAGAGGAACCGUUGAAAAUUUGAACACUUUAUAAGGAAUAGUAUAGGGAACGAAAUAUGGUCGAAAAAAGAAAAUUAUUUUCAUAUUUUCUUUUUUUUUCAAAAAUUGCACCUCGUUGGGGGGUCAAUUUGGUCAAUCCUACUUGGCUCUUGGAAGGACCAAAUUGAGAAAAAGUUCCAAAGUAGAAUUCAUAGGGGCCAAUUCAGAUUUUGGAGGGGUCGAAAUGGUAUUUGUCACGCCCGUUUUGGCUCAAAUAGUUCAAAACGAACCUUCAUGGGCCAAACUGGCCCUCGAGAAAUUGGGGCCAAUUUGGCUUUUGGGGUCAAUUUGGCUCUUUUCAUUUUACAGUGUACCAUUUGCUGAGGUCGACCCAUCAAGAUCAGGCUCGUUUGGACGUCAUCGAUGCCCUUAAUUCUGGAACAGUAUUCAUUGUAAAUGACUGGGCCAUAAAGUUCUUGCCUCAGAGAUACCGCGAGUCACAGACAGACUGGUUUGGUAAGCGGGGUAUUUCUUGGCACAUAUCUGUGGUAUACAGACGAAUAGAGGGUGUGCUACAGUGGCAAGCCUUUAUCCAUGUGAUUCAGUCCUGUACCCAAGGAAGUUCUGCUGUUACCGCGAUUAUGCAACAUGUUCUAGCCACAUUGAAGCAAGAGUAUCCUGAAAUCAACAAGGCCUACUUCAGGCAAGAUAAAGCCGGCUGUUACCACUCCUCCCGCACGUUAACGAAGUGCCAAGAAAUUUCAGCGAACACCGGAGUGAAGAUAGUCCGCGUUAAUUUCAGCGACCCGCAAGGCGGGAAAGGGGCUGCAGAUCGACUAGCUGCGAGCUGUAAAGGCCACAUUAGGGCGUUUAUUAAUGAAGGCCACGAUGUCUGCACCGCCAGCGACCCGAAGGAAGCUCUGCUAUCCCACGGCGGUUUGGAAGGUGUACGAGUGGUUUCUCUGGAUACCAUCGAAGAAACGCCAGACGAUGCGCAAACCAUA
Molecule: messenger RNA, 5516 nt
Organism: Pocillopora meandrina
Lineage: Eukaryota; Metazoa; Cnidaria; Anthozoa; Scleractinia; Pocilloporidae
Source: the annotation of a GenBank genome assembly